AUGGCAAGCCCCGAGCUUCGACGUCAAGUCAUCACCAUAUACAAGGAGCUUCUCUAUAUGGGCCGCGAGUAUCCGCUGGGCUACGACUUCUUUCGGACCAGACUGCAUCGCGCAUUUUCAAGUCAAGUUCAUCUCCAGAACGAAGAAGAUAUUCGGAAGGGCAUCGCUAGAGCGGAAUUCGUUAAGAAAGAGAUCGAGGCUUUGUAA
Molecule: messenger RNA, 207 nt
Organism: Aspergillus mulundensis
Lineage: Eukaryota; Fungi; Ascomycota; Eurotiomycetes; Eurotiales; Aspergillaceae
Product: electron transfer flavoprotein regulatory factor 1
Exons: 3
Coding region: 1-207 (68 amino acids)
Biological process (GO): respiratory electron transport chain
Cellular component (GO): mitochondrion
Source: RefSeq, a predicted model, not a curated record